Molecule: messenger RNA, 1668 nt
Organism: Botrytis deweyae
Lineage: Eukaryota; Fungi; Ascomycota; Leotiomycetes; Helotiales; Sclerotiniaceae
Exons: 2
Coding region: 1-1668 (555 amino acids)
Source: RefSeq, a predicted model, not a curated record
AUGUUGGCACCCAAACCUUUACCACUUUCAUUUCGAAUCACACUCCUUGGAGAACAAGAAGCAAUAUACUUCCAAAUAUUUCAACGCGAAACUAUAAAUAACCUUACCGAUGGCCGGAAAUCACCACUUUGGCAUGGAAUAGUAAGACAUGCGUGUCUGGAAGAACCAUCCAUCUUUCAUUGCGCCAUAGCCAUCGCUGCUCUGGAUCAAGCAUGUAAAUCUAGGUCAUUGAAUACCUCCUCGGGCUUUGACUUUCAUCAUCGUCAUGCACUUCAGCAAUACGGAAAGGCGCUGAAAGAAUUACAGAAAGUAGUCGCUCGAGGCGACUCUUGUAUUCGCACUACCCUCAUUUCCUCUUUACUCAUCUUUUGUUUUCAAAAUUUUCAUGGGGAUGUUCGACUUGCCAUAAACAAUGUCAGGACGACGAUAGAUCUCAUGUACGAUUGGAUCUCUAGCCAUACGAAUACUACUGCCCAUAUUGGUUUUAGUCCCGCACCGCAUAUCCUCGAACAUGAAGUGGUUGAAGCAUUUGCUCGUCUUGAUGCACAUCUCUUAAAUUGGAUUUGUGUUUCCCGAUCUUCAUGCGAUAUCAUUCCUCUUGUUUCCCCAAAUUCUUUCAACGCUUUACCAAUCCCAACCAUUUUUACGUCCCUCAAGGAAGCGAAACUUUCUUUGGACAACAUCAUAUCCCGACUCUUCCUGGACAAAGUUUCCGGCCCAACUGCGCCCUCACUGACAAGCAUUUCCCAAUACACCAUUUCAGAAGCCUCCGAGCCUCCUUUUGCAAAAGAACUGAGAUCCUGGACAUCCGCAUUUCAACUAAUUUUUGACAUCUGUCAAUCUCUAAUUAACAGAGACCCAAAGGAUCAUAGCGAAUUUAUCCCUGCCGGAAUCUUGCGCUGUCAAUGUUUAGCACUAAAGAUUGUCUUCUGGUCAUCAUAUUAUUCUCGUCUGAACAUCGAUUCAUGCAGUUCAUCUUUUAACUCCCCAUUUCCAAAAGCUAUACAAUCAUCUUCUCAAUUUGCAAAUAAAGAUGAUGAUAAAGAAGUGCACAAACUUUUAAUUCCAGUGUAUUCCGAGAUCAUAACCACUUUCAGAGCCAUAGUCAAUCAUCCAGCAUUUGUCAAAUCGUUUAUUUUCGGAUGUGGCAUUCUACCUCAACUUUUCGUCGUGAUAUGUAAAUGUCCAGAUGAAAUGAUAAGACGAAAAGCAAUACAGAUAUUGAAGGAUGCUGAAGGAAGAAGAGAAGGGAUUUGGGAUGCGAAGACUGUGGGACUUGUUGGCACAGAUAUAUUGAGAUGUGAAGAUUUUGAUGAGCAUGUGAGGAGCCUUCAGAAUCAGGAUUAUGUUUCUUCUACUGGAAACCAUUUAAGCAAGGAGAAUUUUAUCGGGAACAAUGCAUCAGCUUGGGAUGAUUGUAAAUAUCCACGUCAAGAAAUUCGAUUGCAGAAACCCACAAAGUGGGUUGAAGUCCACUUUGCAUAUCUGGGGAUGAAGAUGAAGUUACCGGUCCUGAGGCGGGAAGAAGAGACGAAUAAUAAGCAAGGAGUGGAGUAUUCUUGGGAGAGAUAUAACGAUGAGGUCGAGGGAAUGCAUCUGCUAGAUUGGGUGGAACAAUAUCUUGGUCCGCGUGGUGAUGGUUUGAUUUCGGGAUUUGUUGGUCUAUGA